AUGACGGCCCUUAGGCGGAUGACCUCAGAGGAGAGGGAAGAUCUCAUUACAGGGAAGAAACAAAAGGGAAAAGAAAAGGAGAAGGAAAAUCAAGACGGUGACGGUCUGGAUCAACCCUACCUCCCUAGGGACUUAGCUGAAAUUUCAAAGUUCACUAGGAGAAUCGCUGAAGCACCAAUGCCCUCUAAGACAAAGCUACCUCCAAACUUUGACAGGUAUGAUGAAACUAGAGAUCCUGAGGAUCAUCUCCAUGCCUUCAGGGGUGCAGGGCAGUUGGGACGGUGGCCCAUGCCGGUUUGGUGCCACAUGUUUGUGCAGACCCUGACGGAGGGAGCCAGGCUCUGGUUUGACAGCCUUCCCCCUGGAGGGAUCGACAGCUAUGAAGAGCUAAGUGAAAAAUUCCUUAGGAACUUUGGUCAGCAAAGAAAGGUGGACAAAAACCCAAACGAAAUCCUGCACAUAAGACAGAGGGACAACGAGCGAAUAGAUCAAUACAUGGAAAGGUUUGUCAAGGAAAGCAUGAACAUUAAAGACGUCCCGGAGGUCAUGAAGAUCAGCAGUUUCAUCAACGGGCUGAAACAUGCACAAUUAUGUGAGAAGCUGGGGGAGAAGUUCCCACACUCAUUUGACAACCUCAUGGACAGAGUCAGAGCCUUUGUCAGGGGCAAAUACACAGUUAGCAAAGCUAAAGAGAUGGACACCCCACCCCGAAGGCUCACCCCGACUGCAAAACCUCCCGAAAAAGGUACACCUUACUCAAGAAAACCUGCUUUUGAUAGAAUGUUGCAUGAUAGAACAAGGCCCUUAUACUCCCCGUAUAGGCCACGAGGGAGAGGAUCAUCCCCCUACUCUGAUAGCUUCACCUCUCUCACCAAAACCCCAAGUGAAAUACUAGCCACUGAAAGGGUGAAGAGCUCCUUCCCAAGACCACCACCCAUAAAACCCGGGCCAAAAGCACAACCAAACGAGUACUGUGACUUUCACAAAGGAUUUGGUCACAAGACUGAUGAUUGCAUGUAUCUAAAAGAGAAAUAG
Messenger RNA from Helianthus annuus (common sunflower), 1035 nucleotides. RefSeq lists its product as uncharacterized. The transcript has a single exon. Lineage: Eukaryota; Viridiplantae; Streptophyta; Magnoliopsida; Asterales; Asteraceae. Bases 1 to 1035 code for a protein of 344 amino acids. The record is from RefSeq and is a predicted model, not a curated record.